CAUGGCGGUGGCGCUGGAGGCCGUUUGGCUGAGGGUGAAGAACGUCUGCAAACAAAAUGGCCUCCUGAUCAUGUCCGUGCUGGCCGUGGUCGUCGGCUGCCUUCUGGGAUUCUUCCUCAGGACCAGGCGGCUCUCCGAGCAGGAAGUGAAAUAUUUCCAGUUUCCUGGCGAGCUCCUGAUGAGGAUGCUGAAGAUGCUGAUUCUGCCUCUGGUGGUGUCCAGUUUGAUGUCAGGCCUGGCCGCGCUGGACGCCAAGUGCUCCAGUCGGCUGGGCCUGAUCACCGUGUCCUACUACCUGUGGACCACCUUCGUGGCCGUCAUCGUGGGUAUCGUCAUGGUGUCCGUCAUCCACCCGGGCGGCGCCGCCCAGAAGGAAGACUCGGAGGACAGCGGCAAGCCCAUCAUGAGCUCGGCGGACGCUCUGCUCGACCUGAUCCGAAACAUGUUCCCGGCCAAUCUGGUGCAGGCUACCUUCCAACAGUAUCGAACCAGCAGCCAGUACACGGUGCAGACCAAGCCCACGUCGGCCCGGACGCCGUCCCAGUCGGUCACGCGGCCGCCGCUCAUCUACGGCAUCCGGGACGACAACGGGAGCGACGUCCAGAACUUCUCGCUGGACCUGACGCCGCCCCCCGACGUGCUGGUCAAAACCAAGGAGGGGACCAGCGACGGGAUGAACGUCCUCGGCAUCGUCAUCUUUUCUGCCACCAUGGGCAUCAUGUUGGGCAGGAUGGGUCCAAACGGCAGCGCCUUGGUCAACCUUUGCCAGAGUUUGAACGAGGCCGUGCUCAAGAUAGUCGCCGUUGUCAUUUGGUACUUCCCGUUCGGCAUCGUGUUCCUGGUGGCGGGCAAGAUCCUGGAGAUGAGCGACCCAUCGGCCAUGGGCAAGAAGUUGGGCUUCUACGCCGUCACGGUGGUCUUGGGCCUGGUGCUGCACGGCCUCUUCAUCCUGCCCGCCAUGUACUUCUUCAUCACCAAGAAGAGCCCCAUCGUCUACAUCCGCGGAAUCCUCCAGGCGCUCCUCAUCGCCCUGGCCACCUCGUCCAGCUCGGCCACGCUGCCUAUCACCUUCAAGUGCCUCCUGGAGAACAACCACAUCGACAGGCGGAUCAUCCGCUUCGUGCUGCCCGUGGGCGCCACCAUCAACAUGGACGGCACGGCGCUCUACGAGGCCGUGGCCGCCAUCUUCAUCGCGCAGGUCAACAACUACGAGCUGGACUUCGGACAGAUCAUUACCAUCAGCAUCACGGCCACGGCCGCCAGCAUCGGCGCGGCGGGCAUUCCCCAAGCGGGCCUGGUCACCAUGGUGAUCGUGCUCACCUCCGUCGGCCUGCCAACCGACGACAUCAGCCUCAUCAUCGCCGUGGAUUGGGCGCUAGACCGAUUCCGGACCAUGGUCAACGUCAUGGGCGACGCCCUCGCCACCGGAAUCAUGGCGCACAUCUGCCGGAAGGACUUCAUCAAGGAGGGAGACGGGGUGCCACUGGUGUGCGAGAGCCGCGCCGGCGUGGCGGCUUCGCUCAUGAACUGCCACAACACCGACGACGACCGCCGGCUGCCGUCCAAGCACACGCUGGUCCCGCCCGAGGUGGCGCGCCUCAUGCGGCUGGAGGAGGGCUUGCGGCCGCCGCCCGACAGGAAGAAGCCGCGCGUCCCCCCGCGACAUGCCAAGAGGAAAAAGGACCGCCCUGCGGCGGACGUGAACGGCCUGGAGACCAACGUGUGAAGGACGGCGACGACGCCUUUGCCUUUGGCCCUGUUUUCCGCCCCGCAGAAUUCUUUCUGAUCUGCGGGCGGACCGGAACUAGAACCGCGCCCGGACCCGUACCGC
This is a messenger RNA of Hippocampus comes (tiger tail seahorse), 1831 nucleotides long. Its product is annotated as excitatory amino acid transporter 5-like. Gene Ontology annotation, molecular function: L-glutamate transmembrane transporter activity; neutral L-amino acid transmembrane transporter activity; glutamate:sodium symporter activity. The coding region runs from base 2 to 1726 and encodes 574 amino acids. The transcript is spliced from 11 exons. The record is from RefSeq and is a predicted model, not a curated record. Gene Ontology annotation, biological process: L-glutamate transmembrane transport. Gene Ontology annotation, cellular component: plasma membrane. Lineage: Eukaryota; Metazoa; Chordata; Actinopteri; Syngnathiformes; Syngnathidae.